Molecule: messenger RNA, 936 nt
Organism: Vigna unguiculata (cowpea)
Lineage: Eukaryota; Viridiplantae; Streptophyta; Magnoliopsida; Fabales; Fabaceae
Product: protein FAR1-RELATED SEQUENCE 9-like
Biological process (GO): regulation of DNA-templated transcription
Molecular function (GO): zinc ion binding
Source: RefSeq, a predicted model, not a curated record
AUGUCGACUACGCAGCGAAGUGAGAGCAUGAAUGGAUUCUUUGAUGGGUUCAUCAAUUCGACAACCACAUUGCAACAAUUUGUGAUUCAAUACGAUAAUGCCAUUAGGCAAAAGGCUGAGAAGGAGUGUGAAGCUGACUUUGCAUCCUUCAAUACCAGUAUUCCUUGUGGGUCACACUCCCUUAUUGAGAGACAAUUUCAGGCUGAAUACACUCAUGCUAAGUUUGCUGAGGUUCAACACGUAUUUAGGUGUAAAAUGAAUUGUAUGAUUAAACAUGUUUUAUUUGAAUCGGGAACCUCAAAAUACCAUGUUAAGGAAGAAUUUAUGUGGAAAGGUCAAUGUGCAGACAAGUAUCAUGAUGUAUUGUUUGAUUAUCACACGCUUAAGAUACAAUGCACUUGCCUUCUGUUUGAGUUCAGAGGAAUACUUUGUAGGCACUGCUUAGUCAUGUAUGGACAAGAGGGCAUUAAAAGUGUGUCAGACAAAUAUGUUUUAAAAAGAUGGAGCAAGCUGAUGCGUAGAAGGCACACUUACAUAAGGGUUGCAUGCAAUACUAAAAAGGAAGAAGCUAAUUUGAAGAGGUAUGAUGCACUUUGUAAGCGUUUCUAUGAGAUUGAAGAGGUGGCAUGCGAGUCAGACAACAAAACUAAAUGUUUGUUUAAGAAAUUGGACUCCAUUGCGUAUGAUCAUGGAUUGUCAUAUUUUGAUAAUCCUAAAAAAGGGGUUGAAUUCGUGACUGAAAAUCAUUGUCCUCUAGAAACCGUGUCAACCAACAAAAGUGUCCACAACCCUAUUUCUGUUAAGAGAAAGAGAAGACCCCGAUCUACGAGAUUGAAAUCCAUAGUGAAGAAGGUUUGUAAGAGGCAAAACUCUACGGGUGCUAAAAAUAAAGACUGUAGGGCUCAAAUGGUAUGUGCAAUUAAUGAAAUCAAAUAA